UCCAGCGGGUCGCCCCGGCUAUUUCAUGGUGGCCGGCGGAGCCGGACAAGGUCUUCAACCUGGGUCAGCGAAGCUCGGUAGUCAUGGCCAAGCACAUCACGCUCUACACCGGCGCCAAGAUGCCCAUCCUGGGACUGGGCACCUGGAAGUCCCCGCCGGGCAAGGUGACGGAGGCAGUGAAGGUGGCCAUCGACACUGGGUACCGCCACAUCGACUGUGCCCACGUGUACCAGAAUGAGAACGAGGUCGGGCUGGCCAUCCAGGAGAAGAUCAAGGCGAAGGUGGUGAAGCGUGAGGACCUCUUCAUUGUCAGCAAGCUGUGGUGCACGUACCAUCAGAAAAACAUGGUGAAAGUCGCCUGCCAGCAGACGCUCAAUGACCUGAAGCUGGACUACCUGGACCUUUACCUUAUUCACUGGCCAACGGGUUUUAAGCCUGGGAAGGAAUUUUUCCCACUGGACGGGGAAGGCAACGUGAUUCCCUGUGAGAACGACUUUGUGGACACUUGGGAGGCCAUGGAAAAGCUGGUGGACGAGGGGCUUGUGAAAGCCAUUGGGAUCUCCAACUUCAACCACCUCCAGAUGGAGAAGAUCUUAAACAAACCGGGACUGAAGUACAAGCCGGCGGUGAACCAGAUCGAGUGCCACCCCUACCUGACUCAGGAGAAGCUAAUCCAGUACUGCCAGUCCAAAGACAUAGUGGUGACGGCGUACAGUCCCCUGGGCUCUCCUGACAGACCCUGGGCCAAGCCUGAGGACCCUUCCCUCCUAGAGGACCCCAGGAUCAAAGCAAUCGCCACCAAGCACAAAAAAACCACAGCUCAGGUGCUGAUCCGGUUCCCCAUGCAGAGGAAUCUGAUCGUGAUCCCCAAGUCAGUGACACCCGAGCGCAUUGCCGAGAACUUUCAGGUCUUUGACUUUGAACUGAACAACGAAGAGAUGACCACCUUGCUCAGCUUCAACAGGAACUGGAGGGUCUGUGCCCUGGUGAGCUGUAAAUCCCACAAGAAUUACCCCUUCACUAUUGAGUUUUGAAGCUGUGGGACCUGUUCGUCCCUGCGUGACCUGCUGCUGGUUUUCCCACCUCGUUCCUACGUGCAGCACAGCGGGGUCCAUGCGUGUCCUCAGCAGAACAUCCACAGCCUGCUGGCCGGCAGCAACCAGAGGCUGGGGCCAAGGCGCUGCCUCUGUGGAGAGAAGUCGCCCAGUCUUCUGUAGCCUUCCUUUCCUUCUGUCCAGUGGGCCAGUGCAU
Messenger RNA from Condylura cristata (star-nosed mole), 1251 nucleotides. RefSeq names its product aldose reductase. The transcript has 10 exons. Bases 84 to 1034 code for a protein of 316 amino acids. NCBI's taxonomy places the organism in Eukaryota, Metazoa, Chordata, Mammalia, Eulipotyphla, Talpidae. Gene Ontology annotation, cellular component: cytosol. The record is from RefSeq and is a predicted model, not a curated record. Gene Ontology annotation, molecular function: aldose reductase (NADPH) activity.